CGCUUCGGGUACGCUUGUGACGUUAACGUUGGCGCAAAGCGUGCGGGGUGAGCGAGUACAACGCCAAAACGCGCACGAACGCAAGCUCGGAGGGUCGAGUUGAAGAUCUUUGUCCCGAGCGAACGCCAAUGUCGAGCGACACCACGGACGCGCACGACGCCGCGCACGCCGAGAGCGAGCUCGAGCACAUGAUUUCGAGCGCCAUGAGCGCGCUCGCGAGCUCGGCGCUCGUCGGUGAAACUGACGGUCGGGCGAAGCGGCGAGGCAACGUCUCCGGGUCGACGGCGACGCUCGCGAACUGCGCCAUCGGCGCGGGAGUGCUGGCGACGCCGUUCGCGGUGAGUAAGUUCGGCACCGUCGGUGGUGGAAUUGUCGUACUCAUCGCCGCGCUACUCGUCGCGUACACGCUCGUCGUGCUCGUGCGAGCGGGAUCGGCGUUCGAGUCCACGUCGUAUCAAGGCUUGGUGCGCGACGCGUUCGGAACUCGCGCGUCUCGAUUCGUGAGCGGGACGUUGGUGGUGUACUUGUUCGGAUCGUGCGUGGCAUAUUUGAUCAUCAUCGGUGAUUCGUACGCGAAAGUGAUGAGCGCGGUCGCCAGCGCGGGGUCGAGCGCGUGGUGGGGAAGUCGACGAUUCGCCAUCGCCGUCGGAGCGACGUUUUUGGUGACGCCGCUGAGCUUACUUCGAGAGAUGAGUCGGUUGGCACCGGCGAGUGCGGUAGCCCUGGUUUCGCUCGCGUACACCGCCGCGACGAUCACGUGCAAAGGAAUGACCCGCACUUCUGGCGGUGAUGACGCCAAAGCCGUGGCUUUCAAAUUCAACACCGAUUCCAUCUCCGCCGUGCCCAUCGUCGUCUUCGCGUUUCAGUGCCAUAUUCAAGUCUUGGCGAUUUUCUCCGAGCUAUCGGCAGAUUCCGCCCCUGAACCGCAUUUCGAAGACGACAUCGAACCUAUCGAUGGCGACGCUAGGCAAGCCACCGAGGCGCGACGCCUCAGUCGAAUGUACACCGUCAUCGCGCUCGCCGUCGGCGCGUGCUUUUGGGGCUACCUCCUCGUGGGCGAGUUCGCGUACGUGUCGCAUCCAAACGUGACGUCUAACGUCCUAGAUAGCUACGGCAAGGAUGACAAAGCCAUGAUGGUGGCGACAAUCUUCAUGGGCUUCAGCGCCGUCGCAUCGUUUCCGGUGAAUCAUCACGCCGCGCGCGCGGCUUUGGACGACUUACUUGCGGAGGCGUUUGGUUGGGAGGUGUGCGCGCCGGGACAAGCGCCGGUGACUCGUCACGCGACGCAAACGUUCGCGUUCGUCGUCUUCACCACGCUCGUAGCGUUCGCGGUGGAAGAUUUAGGAAAGGUAUUCGAGUUCAUCGGUGCCACGUGCGGAAGUCUCGUCAUGUUCGUGAUCCCAGCCUUGCUCUUGCUGCAUCCGAAGAUGCGCUCGUCGAAGGCCGCGGCGGACGUCGAGGAGCCGGCGGACGAUUUGCUCGAUGGUCUGGACGACGUCACGAGGGAACUUUUGAGUUCCGCUCGCGAUCUUCUCGAACAGGAUUUUGACGAGGAAGGUAACAUCCUUCCAUCAGGCGACGAUGCGAACGCGUCCUUCGCGGCAAAACCGGGAGUCGGAACCGUCGUCGUCGCCGGCGCGCUGAUUUUAUUCGCGAGCUUUGUGGCGAUUAGCAACGUGUAUGUGCUGCUUUUCAGCGAACAGAAGCGCGAUUCGUAGACGCU
Molecule: messenger RNA, 1723 nt
Organism: Ostreococcus lucimarinus CCE9901
Lineage: Eukaryota; Viridiplantae; Chlorophyta; Mamiellophyceae; Mamiellales; Bathycoccaceae
Product: AAAP family transporter: amino acid
Exons: 1
Coding region: 129-1718 (529 amino acids)
Biological process (GO): amino acid transmembrane transport
Molecular function (GO): amino acid transmembrane transporter activity
Source: RefSeq, a predicted model, not a curated record